Molecule: messenger RNA, 1333 nt
Organism: Oncorhynchus tshawytscha (Chinook salmon)
Lineage: Eukaryota; Metazoa; Chordata; Actinopteri; Salmoniformes; Salmonidae
Product: guanine nucleotide exchange factor DBS-like
Exons: 4
Coding region: 110-709 (199 amino acids)
Molecular function (GO): protein binding
Source: RefSeq, a predicted model, not a curated record
AAUUUGACGAUCGUUGACACAGAAGAUGCAUACAACAAUAUCUUGAUUUAAACAAGUGAAAAAUCUAUGAAAGCCUUGUUGGCCUCAAAGGCCUUUGUAAGACAGUUUGAUGGAUGAGUCAACCUACACCUGUGUACUUCAAAGCCACCUGAGUGGCAGACACAGCGUUCAUCUGGACGACGUUGCUGACUGCUACUGCUUCUUCUCCUCAGAGCCUGGUCAGACUCCUCACAUCACUCUGAGCAGGGCCAAGUGGCUCAGCACCUCUAGUCUCUUACAGGCCAAAAGGAGAGGUUGGAACAAGGCCUCUUUCUCCAUGGAUGUGCCAGAAGUGCAUGAUGGGUACUCCAGCGCCGAGGACCCCAUGAACUCUGACCCUGAGGAUGAGGGAGGCAGGAAGCUGGCUGUCGGCAACAGGUUCACAGUGGUGGCGGACUAUGAGAAGGAGAAAGGAGGGCCUCAGGACCUGUCAGUGAAGAGUGGAGACAUGGUGCAGCUCAUUAAAGAGGGAGGUGACGGACAGUGGUUUGUUAGAAACUUGGGGAGCAACAAAGAUGGCUGGGUAGCAGCAGCCAACCUUCUCACCCUCAUCACAGAGUCCAAGUCCUCACAGUCCCUCUGCAGCUCAGAGGGCAGUGUAACUGGCAACCUCAACACCUCCUCCAGCUGCAGUGAAACCUACACAAGUUUCUCUGACAUCAAGCCCUAAAGUCCUGCCCCCUCUAAGCCCUGAGACACAGCUACAGCGCCACCCAGUGGUUGGCUGUUCAAACGACACGUGCACUUUUCCCCUCUACUACUGUUCAAAUCAAAUCAAAUUGUAUUUAUCACAUGCGCAGAAUACAACUGGUGUAGCCUUUACAGUGAAAUGCUUGCACACGUUAGUUUACAUUACAGUCCAUAGAUACUUCACUCUCAUACUGAAGUGGAGGCUGCCUGGAAUGUAGCAGAAAGCAGUCUAAUAGCUGCUUAUCUGUCAAUGUGAAGGGAAGGUAAUGAAUGCUUUCCUCUGAACAUACUCUACUCUCAGGGAUAAGAGGUAGUGUCCUAGUCUUUUACUGUGAUUGAGGGCUAGCACACAUUGAGAACAGGAAGUUCAGGCCUCUCCCCUACCUGUUUGACAGAGAUGAACAAGGAAGGACACACCCGCUCCAUUCACACACACACAGGCAGGCUUUGUUAGCCUAGCGCGGUACCGCUCCUCCCACUCCAACAAGGUGACAGUGAUAUGGAGCCAGGAGCUCCUCUACUGAACUCAACACUUCAACAGACAAACAAACAGACGCCUCAGUCUCUCUCCUGUGGACUCUGGUAACCAGUUGUGUCAUAAAAU